This is a messenger RNA of Linum tenue, 5057 nucleotides long. The record is from the annotation of a GenBank genome assembly. NCBI's taxonomy places the organism in Eukaryota, Viridiplantae, Streptophyta, Magnoliopsida, Malpighiales, Linaceae.
UUCGUGAAAGUUUUCUUCUCUGCUUCUUCUUCUUCUUAAACAAAUAGAAGCACUCACAUCUCCACAGCACACGCGUCCAGUCCAGGCCAGCCAGUUUCUGAAUUUCCCACUGCAACAAAUCCCGGAAAAUCGCCGUUUCACUUUCCCAUCUUCCAAACACCCUACUACCUACAUUGCCUCCCCCCACCAGAUGUCCGCGAGUUCGAGUGACCGGCGAGAGGUGCUCCUCAAGAUGAACGGCGGCGGUGCUUCCCCCAACGGAACUCCUCCUCGUCCUCCUGCUCCGGCCCCGGCCCCGGCCGGGAACAUAUGGAGAGAAUCUAGCUACGAUUUUCUGGAAGGAGUGGAUAGAGAUAGGAAGAAGGAGCAGCAUUCUGAGGGUCACGACGACGGGAGCGGGAGCUACAGAUUCGAUUUCAAUCCGGCUCAGAGAAGCAGCAGUCCUGGGGAGAAUAGGAAAGCAAUUCCGGAGGAGGAUCCGACGUCGAAGCUCAUUGGACAGUUUCUGCACAAGCAGCAGGCGUCCGGGGAGUUCUGUUUGGAUAUGGACUUGGAGAUGGCGGAGCUUCAGAACGGGAACAACAACGACGGGUUGCAUCACCUCCGGCAUCUCGCUCCGGUUUCCGAGUCGCCUGUGGCGGUUCACCAGCGAGUCUCUUUCGAGUCGAGCGAGUCGAUAAGGAGGAGGCAGGCGAGCAGAUUCAAGGAGUCUCCCGGGAUUCAAUCGAACGUUGGGAGCCCUGCUGCUGGUGAUGGAGGAGGCGAGGUUUUGAAGUGCAGUUCCAGAGAAGGCGUUGGUUCGUUUUCUAGUCAAUCGUCGUUUAAGAGGAAGUCCAAUUUGUUCAAGGAGAAGACUAAGUCCAGGUUGAUGGAUCCACCGCAGCAGCAGCAGCCGAAUUCGCAGCCGGAGAAAUCAGGAAGGAUGCCCGCUGCGAAGUCAGGGCAGUUGAAAUCUGGAUAUGUAGGGAGAAGCAAUCACAUCGACGAAGAGGAAGACGAUCCGUUGCUGGAGGAAGAUUUGCCGGAAGGAUUGAAGGAAAAACUCGGCAUCUGGACUAUCCUUGAAUGGGUGAGCUUAAUCUUACUCAUUGCUGCUCUAGUUUGUUCCCUCACCAUUCGGCUACUUAAGCAGAAGCACCUGUGGAACCUUCCUCUAUGGAAAUGGGAAGUAAUGGUUUUAGUACUCAUCUGCGGGAGGUUAGUUUCAGGAUGGGUAAUUAGGUUCAUAGUGUUCUUCAUUGAGAGAAACUUUCUGCUGCGUAAACGAGUUCUCUAUUUCGUCUAUGGAGUCAAGAAGCCUGUGCAGAACUCUCUAUGGCUAGGGCUUGUCUUGAUAGCUUGGCAUUUCCUAUUUGAUAAGAAAGUUGAGAAGGAAACUGGAAGCAGGUUUCUUCGAUAUGUGACCAAAGUUCUACUGUGCUUAGUGGUGGGAACUUUGAUAUGGCUGGUGAAGACCCUCAUAGUUAAGGUCCUGGCUUCCUCUUUCCAUAUGAGCACUUACUUCGAUCGGAUUCAGGAGUCGUUGUUCAACCAAUAUGUAAUUGAGACUCUCUCCGGUCCUCCAUUGAUUGAAAUCCAAAGGAAUGAAGAGGAAGAAGGAAGACUUUUGUCAGAGGUGCAGAAGUUACAGAAUGCUGGUGUUGAUGUGCCUCCGGCUCUUAAGGCAGCAACAUUUCCAUCACCUCAGCCAAGCAAGGUGAUUGGGAGUGGGCGGCUUCAGAAGAGCCCAAGAGUCGGUACUCCCAGGGGUGCUUCUGGUACUUUUGCUAAUACAUAUAAGGAGGGUGAUGAUGGGAUAACGAUUGAUCACUUGCAUAAGUUGAAUCAUCAGAAUGUCUCUGCCUGGAAUAUGAAGAGGCUGAUGAACAUAAUCAGACAUGGGGCUUUGUCGACUCUGGACGAGCAGAUAAAGGAUUCGAUCCAUGAUGAUGAUGAAUCGACCACGAAGAUUCGAAGUGAAUAUGAAGCUAAAGCUGCUGCUAGGAAAAUAUUUCAGAAUGUGGCCAAGCCUGGUUCUAGAUUCAUCUACUUUGAGGAUCUUUUGCGCUUUAUGCAAGAAGAUGAGGCUACGAAGGCCAUGAGUCUCUAUGAAGGAGCUGCAGAAACUCAGAAGAUCAGCAAGUCAUGCUUGAAGAACUGGGUGGUCAAUGCUUUUAGAGAAAGAAGAGCGCUGGCUUUGACCCUCAACGACACGAAAACAGCAGUGAACAAAUUGCACCGGAUGGUGAACGUUCUCGUCGCGAUCCUGAUCAUUGUCAUAUGGCUUCUCAUGCUGGGAAUCGCCACCACUAAAUUUCUGCUUUUCAUGAGCUCCCAACUUGUUCUGGUAGCAUUCGUCUUCGGCAACACCUGUAAAACGGUUUUUGAAGCUAUCGUGUUCUUGUUUGUGAUGCACCCGUUUGAUGUGGGGGAUCGGUGUGAGAUUGAUGGAGUACAGAUGGUCGUGGAGGAGAUGAACAUUCUGACCACCAUUUUCCUGAGGUUCGAUAACCAGAAGAUCAUCAUCCCGAAUAGCGUCCUUGCCACGAAAGCCAUCGGUAACUACUACCGUAGUCCGGACAUGGGCGAUGGAAUCGACUUCUUCAUUCAUGUGGCUACUCCAGCUGAGAAGAUUGCUGCAGUUAGGCAAAGGAUCAACGCAUAUGUGGACAACAAGAAAGAGCAUUGGUAUCCAUCUCCGAUGGUCGUACUCAGGGAAGCUGAGGAUUUGAACAAAGUCCGGAUUUCGGUGUGGCCGUGCCACAGGAUCAACCACCAAGACAUGGGGGAGAGGUUCGUAAGGAGAUCACUAUUGAUUGAAGAAAUGGUCAGAAUUUUCAAGGAGCUGGACAUGCAGUUCCGGUUGCUGCCCGUGGAUGUCAACGUCCGGGCGGUGCCGCCAGUAUCGUCGGAACGCGUUCCGCCGAGUUGGGCACUUGUUUGAGUUAGUGGAAGUAGAUGUAGAAUUCUCGAAAUGAACAUUUGGGGGAGAGACCCUCGGUUUACUUGCGGCAUGUAGAAGGUAACUAAUACUAGGCAAUAAGCUCCUGUUUGUAGAUGAUUACAUAGUUUAAUGGUGGUGUAUUUGCGGUGUUCUGCAUAUGGGGUGGCUAACUGGUUUCGAUGGCUCUGGUUAAUGGAUUGGCCCAACCCUGUUUAAUAUAAUAACCCUGCACACUCAUCCGACGGGUCCGAAGUUGGCCACAUCCAGCUCGCCUUGGGCUAUGCUUACGCGGGAUUAACAGUUGGGCUCAAGAACAAAUAAUUGGGCUUAGCGCCAUUUGAGCCCAAUCAUAUUUUGACUUUUCACAGCACAUAAGCAGAACAAUUUCAAAUGCGUAAAUACACCCUUCCCUUCUGGGCUCUGGCCUUCUCGUUUUACUCGACGCCCGUCGAGCGUCGACUGCCAAUUCUCUUCUCGUCGCCGUGGCCGUCGCCGUCGCGCCAAAUCUCCGCUGCAUGUCCUACUUGCUAUCCUCCUAAGACAUCCGAGUUUUUCCAAGCUCUGAAGAGCUUCUGCUUUGAAGAUUUCAUUUUGUGGUGCCGUGGGAGACGAACGACUUGCAGCUGCAGGAUUGGAUGUGGGUUUGUAGUAUUCCAUUCCUCUCCAAGAUAUUUGUAAAGCAUGAAUGACAGUAGAAGUCACAGCAAGAAUAAGGAUACUUCUGUAGCAGUAGAAUCCUCUGGAUGCAAAAUUUCAAUUGUGCAGGUCUUCUUGCUCCAUACAAUAUGUGGACUUUGUUUGGGUAUUGGAUUAUUGAUUGCUCACCAUUGGUACUCCAUCCAUCUUGUUUCUCAUCCUUCAGGCACGAUUUGCUUGAUUUGGAUUAUCGAGACUCCAGCUGCACUACUUCUUUAUAGUCACUUCCGAAGAGAUACAGAAACAUACUCGUUCUUGAGGGCUGUUGGACGAGGCUUAUGCGCUUUCCCUAUUGGAGCUUUGAUCCAUGCUGCUCUAGCUAUUGUAUUAGGCGCACCUGUUGGUUCCUGGUACUUGUUGAAGACAAUUAAUUGGUCUCUUUUGAUGUCAUCACUCACAGUGAGUAAAUACAAUCAUUUACCCUACUGAACUUGUUAUUAUUUUUUUAUAAUCCUCUGUUAAGUGAUGUUCUGAAGAAUUUUCCCUUAGAUUUAGUUCAACCUGUGAACUAUAUGGUGAAUUGAAUCCCAAAUGCUAUGACCAGUUUGGUAAUAUCAUUGCGAGGGAUUUUGUAUAUUUGCGCUGCGUCUAUGAACAAAAAGAACAUUAACAUGACAUCAAUGGGUUUGGCUUUUUAUUUUAGCCUUGCAAAACUAUUAUGCCCCACAGAACUUUCUAACAAUACAUGAGUUCAGAUUGUCCCUGUAGCUUCUGUAUUUGGUUCAUCGUGGAGAGACUGGCAACGCGUAUUUGCACGUACAGAGCCAAAUGAUUUAUUGGAAUACAUGCUUUGCAUACCUGCACAUGGCGCGGCGAUUGGAGCUUGGUUGGGAGCUUGGCCUAUGCCACUUGAUUGGGAAAGGCCAUGGCAGGAAUGGCCGAUAUGUGUUACGUACGGCGCAGUGACAGGCUAUGUGAUUGGAUUAUCGGCGUCUUUCUGCGUGGCGUGCGCCAGUACUGGAGCAAGACGAUCGCGUCAGAAAGGGGAUUAGUGGCUGCUUCUGCUGGCUGACUACUACUGCAAAAGUUGGCAGGCGACUGAAUGGAUUAGGCUGUAAAAGGUUAUCAUCAAAUUGCUGGUUCUGACAGGGUUUACAGGUCCUUGCUAAGUCAGUACGCUUCUCUGUUAUUCCCGUACAGUACUUCUACUAAGGAUGGAGAUCCGAUCCAUUUAAAACUAAGGAUGGAGAUCUGAUUAUACAAGUUUGAUGCCCUGUUAUUAGAGGUGGCAAAUGGAUUGGAUUGGUGGAUUGGUGGAUUGGAUUGGUGGAUUCAUGGAUCAAAUGGAUUGGAUCUAAUGGAUUGGAUCAAGUGGAUUGGUGGAUUAUCCAUAAAUCCAAAUGACAUCCUCAACCAAGGACCAAUAUGUAAAAUGUAAAAAGUUUAGGUACUAAAAUGUCACAAUGAAAAAUUUUAGGUACCAAAAUAUAAUUUUCCA